GGUUCUCCAGGCUGAGAGAGGCCGAGGCGAGGCGGCGCCAGCGCGCCUGCGCGCGUACGGCGGCCGAAAGGGACCAGCGGCGCUGCAGCUGGUGACAGCCGAGAACCCCACCCUUUUCCCACGUGGCCGGGAAGACCGGCUUGGGAGCAUCUGUUGGGCACCUUUGGCCGCACACGGAGGAGCUAAAGAUGGCCUCCAAACGCAUCACCCAAGAGACCUUUGAUGCGGCUGUUCGUGAGAACAUCGAGGAGUUUGAGAUGGGGCCAGAGGAGGCAGUGAAAGAGGCUGUGAAGCAGUUUGAAUCACAAGGGGUUGAUCUGAGCAACAUUGUAAAGAUGACGCCGAAGGUGUCUGCGGAUGGAGCCCAGGAGCCUAUACAUGACAUCCUGCAGGCCCUGGAUGAUCUGCAGGAGUCCGUGGCCCACUCUCACCCCCGGGAGGCAUCAGCCCACCUUGCCCGCUUUUGUGAACAAUGCAAGCAGCACAAAGCCUGUCGCUUCCUGGCAGCCGAGAAGGGGGCCUACCCCAUCCUCCUUGCUACCUGGAAGUUGGCCGCGGCAGGUGACCCCGGCCUCCUGAUCCAGGCCCUCAAUGCCCUGUCAGCCCUGACUGAGGGCCAGCCUGACCUCCUGGACACCCAGGGCCUGCAGCUGCUGGUGGCCACACUGGCUAGGAAUGCCGACUCAGCCAAUGUGACCAGCUCUGGGAUCCGUUGUGUGCGCCAUGCCUGCCUAAAGCAUGAGCAGAACCGGCAGAGCCUGGUGAAGGCUGGUGUGCUGCCCCUGCUGACCGGUGCCAUUUCCCGGCACAGGCACUGUGCUGACGUGGUCAGGGAGGCUUGCUGGGCCCUACGGGUCAUGACCUUUGAUGAUGACAUCCGUGUGCCCUUCGGCCAUGCCCAUGACCAUGCCAAGAUGAUUGUGCAGGAGAAUGGAGGCUUGAAGGUGCUCAUUGAGGCUGCCAAAGCAUUCCCUGACAACCCCAGCAUCCUGAGUGAGCUCUGCAGCACCCUGUCCCGCCUGGCUGUCCGCAAUGAGUUCUGCCAGGAGGUUGUCGACCUUGGGGGCCUCAACGUCCUGGUGGCCCUGCUCGCGGACUGCAAUGACCACCAGGACCUUGUGAAGCAAGUGCUGAGUGCACUGAGGGCCAUUGCAGGCAACGAUGAUGUGAAGGAUGCCAUUGUGCGUGCUGGCGGAACAGAGUCCAUUGUGGCCGCUAUGACUCGGCACCUGGCCAGUCCCCAGGUGUGUGAGCAGAGCUGUGCAGCCCUGUGUGUCCUGGCUCUGCGCAAACCAGAGAACAGCCGGGUCAUCAUGGAGGGCGGUGGGGCCUUGGCUGCACUGCAGGCCAUGAAGGCACACCCGCAGGAGGCUGGCGUUCAGAAACAGGCCUGCAUGCUGAUACGAAACCUGGUGGCCCGCAGCCAAGCCUUCUCACAGCCCAUCCUGGACCUGGGGGCUGAGGCCCUCAUUUCUCAGGCCCGUGCUGCCCACCGUGACUGUGAGGACGUGGCCAAGGCCGCCCUGCGGGACCUGGGCUGCCACGUUGAACUCCAAGAGCUGUGGACUGGCCAGAAGGGCAACCUGGCACCAUGACCCCAGGCUCAGGCUGAGCUGUGACUCUGGGUGAGUCACGUGACUCAGAAACAGUUCAGGGUUGGGGUGGGGGCAGGAUUAGAUUCUCUCCCCCCAAGAGAGGUGUUUUCUGAUGGGUACCAAGUGUUGGCCAGAGAGUGGGAAGGGAGCAUCAGGGAGGCACCUACACAGCAGAAAGCAGCCCCUGGUUCCCAGCCUCCCUGCGUGCUGGUCCCCUCACCGCUGCAAGCAUCAGGAUCAUUUGUUCUGUGCCGCCCUACCCCACACCGCCUCCUAGUAGAAGUGGUCCCUGAACAUUGCUUAGGGCCAAAAGUCUGCCUGAAAUAGGGAAACCAUACUGGCCAACCUCAAAGCAGGGCAGGGAUCCCACUUCUGUUGCUACAUGCCCGUUCUCACUCCUACUACUGUUUCUCUCACCUGUGAAAUGGAUCACAGAUGCCUGGCUGUGCUGAACAGAGGGCAGGGACCAAGGCUUGUUUGUCACUCUGUGUCCCAGGCAAGCCAGUGUUGCCUGGUAAUAAAACUGUUGGUUGAACAAGG
Phacochoerus africanus (Common warthog) is the source of this 2135-nucleotide messenger RNA. It is a transcript of the gene ARMC6, whose product is annotated as armadillo repeat containing 6. Gene Ontology annotation, molecular function: protein binding. The coding region runs from base 189 to 1595 and encodes 468 amino acids. Gene Ontology annotation, biological process: hematopoietic progenitor cell differentiation. Lineage: Eukaryota; Metazoa; Chordata; Mammalia; Artiodactyla; Suidae. The transcript has 8 exons. The record is from RefSeq and is a predicted model, not a curated record.